UUCUUGUAGCUAACAAAGAUCAUCUAUUCCAUAACAUCUACAAAUGGAGUUUGUUUGCGUUCCUAUCUUUGCCACUCACACCUGCGGGUGUUCUUCCAGGUGGCCGUGGAGCGUGAUGACGUUGGAGAGGAAGGUGCACGUUCCCGCCUACGACGUGUUGGCGGUGAGGAGCUUGUGGGAAGUCCGUGUGAAGAAACAGCAGCAGCGCCAGAGGAAGGAGCAUGAGAGGAAGGAGAGGAGCGCCCUCGCCAAGAUUGAACAACAGUGGCAGUAUCGGAUCUACUGCAAGACCGCAUCUCCUCCACGCACGCACCCUGGUACACACGCUGGUGAUGGCGAGGUAGAUGUGAGUAGUUUCCUACCAGCAGAGCGUCCAUGUGGUGAGGAUCCAGAUGCGAGCGAUGAUAAGAAGUUGGUGUUCCAGCUGGACGGGCGUCAGUGGAAGGUGAGCGAGCUAGCUAGCCAGCUAAAGAUAGCAGGUGACGAGGCGUGUUCCCGGCAGGACUUCCCAAGGGAACUUCAGUGGAUGACGUAUUUACGGGAGUGGCACGUGACCGGCACCCAGAUCCAGAAGCUCCCGGACUACUUGUCCUCCUUCACGCUGCUCGCCGUGUUGGACCUGCCCAAAAAUGCCCUCACGGAGCUUCCGCCCGACAUCGGUGAGAUGAGGCUGGUGGUGUUUCUCGGCGUUCCCGCCUUCAACCAGGCUCCAUUCCCAGGAAAGCUGGUGGCGCUGAGGGAGCUGAACGUCAGCUUCAACCGCCUGCGUGGCGUCCCUGCUCAGCUGGGGGACUGCCAGAACCUGGAGCGCCUGGAACUCGCUGGAAACGCCAACCUGUGCCAGCUGCCCUUUGAGCUGAGCGCGCUGAAGAAGUUGCGUCAUUUAGACGUGGCCCAAAACAACAUGGCCUCCAUUCCCAUCUGCGCCCUGAGGAUGAGCAACCUGCAGCUGCUGGACCUCAGCCACAACCGACUCAGCGACCUGCCGCAGGACAUGGACAGGCUGCAGCAGCUGCAGACGUUGUUGGUGCACAAGAACAAGCUGACGUAUAUCCCUCAGUGCCUGGCCAACAUCUCCACCCUCAGCAUGAUGGUGGUCAGUGGAGAGGAGCUGGUUUGCAUUCCCACCCGCCUGUGCAGCAACCCCUCCAUCAAGUUCAUCCGACUGUAUGACAGUCCCGCCAGCGACAAGAAGGAAGAGGAGAUCCAUGAGAGAGGAAGAGGGAGGGGGAGGUGGCGAGAGUAAGAGGAGAUGAUGAAGGACAUCAGCGAGAAGGAGUUCAUGGAGGUCUACGUGGACACGCUGAAGGACAGAGAGGACGUCCCCUACGCCACCACCAAGGUGUCCAUUUCCUGUCUGCUGUGACGUCACCACCGACGUCACCGCCCGACUGCUUUUCCCCACGCGGGAAGAUUGCGAUGGCUUAGUUUGCCAGCCCUUGAACGCACCACAACCCCUCCUUUACUGCAUGGUAGAGCUCUCUGGACAUGAAAUAGCACCCCUAUAGUCACCUUCACACCCCAUUACUCCAUAUAGGACACAGAACAAGAGAAAACAAGGCAUAGAAAACCUGAUUAGGACCUUCUAAAUACUGUUUUUAACAUCAUUAGAGCUCUCUGGACAUGAAAUAGCACCCCUAUAGUCACCUUCACACCCCAUUACUCCAUAUAGGACACAGAGCAAGAGAAAACAAGGCAUAGAAAACCUGAUUAGGACCUUCUAAAUACUGUUUUUAACAUCAUUAGAGCUCUCUGGACAUGAAAUAGCACCCCUACACCCCUAUUACUCCAUAUAGGUCACAGAAUAAGAGAAAACGAGGCAUAGAAAGCCUGAUUAGGACCUUUUAACAUCAUUAGAGCCCUCUGGGCAUGGAAUAACACCCCUAUAGUUACCUUUACUCCAUAUAUUAGAUCAAAUAUGAGAAAACAAGGCACAGAAAACCUUCUUAUGACCUUCUAAAUACUUUAAAAAAUGAUUAGAGCCCUCUGAACAUGAAAUAGCACCCCUAUAGUCCAAUAUGGUUGACAUAAUGAAGGCUUGGAUACUUUAUUGUCCAGUGAAGGAAGCAGGAGGAGGCACACACUGAAGAAAAUAAAGUGCGGAUGACACAACCGCGGCGCUCGGCGGGUCAUGUGACCAGUCUAAAAACACUGGAAGGGAAAUAGUUCCACCGAUCGCCAUGGCAACACAGGUGGACUCUUUUGGAAUGACCUUUGACCUCUGAUGGAUAGAUUUUUU
Messenger RNA from Doryrhamphus excisus (bluestripe pipefish), 2239 nucleotides. The record is from RefSeq and is a predicted model, not a curated record. NCBI's taxonomy places the organism in Eukaryota, Metazoa, Chordata, Actinopteri, Syngnathiformes, Syngnathidae.